Molecule: messenger RNA, 1593 nt
Organism: Owenia fusiformis
Lineage: Eukaryota; Metazoa; Annelida; Polychaeta; Sabellida; Oweniidae
Source: the annotation of a GenBank genome assembly
UAUUCCCCGGUGAUGGCAAACUAAACGUACUAAACGAAAAUUAAACUGGUAUAGCUACCAUUAUUCACAGCUACCAAAUGUUCUAAUACAGAAAAUAACAUCCGGUUGAAAAGCGUGAACUCUUUUUUUAAACACUUUAAGCUCUCUAUCAUGAUAUAGAUUGCUUAUCAUACCAUACAAGUAGAAAUACACUAGCUAUACUAUGAAAGUUAAAUUACUGUGCAGGAAUCCGGACGAAUAUAUCCGAGAGACUAAAAAAGACAUUCAUAAAGUUCCGAGAAACUAUGAUCCUGCACUACAUCCAUUUGAAGCUGCUAGGGAGUACACAAAGGCCCUGAAUGCAUCCAAGUUAGACCGUGUAUUUGCUAAGCCAUUCCUCGGAUCUCUUAAUGGACACAGAGACGGCAUUCAUUGUAUGUCAUCACACCCCAGCAGUUUAUCUACUAUACUCUCGGGGGCUUGUGAUGGUGAGAUUCGCCAGUGGGACUUGGCAAAGAGAACUUGUACUCGUACAAUCAAUGCACAUGAGGGCUUUGUGAGAGGUUUAACAGUAACACCAUCUGCUGAAUCUUUCUAUUCGUGUGGUGAUGACAAAAUAAUUAAGCAAUGGAGAAUGACACCAGAAAACCCCAGUGAAAAAGAGGAACCCACACAUACAAUAAUAGGCAAAACUAUAUAUGAAGGUAUCUCACAUCAUUGGCGGGACAAUGUGUUUGCUACAUGUGGCCAGCAGGUCGACAUAUGGAAUGUAGACAGGGCUGAACCCGUGAGGACAUUUACAUGGGGGGUGGACAGUAUUAGUCACAUAAAGUAUAAUCACAUAGAGACACAUUUACUAGCUGCCACAGCCUCAGACAGGAGUAUCAUGUUAUAUGAUAUGAGAGGAUCAAAUCCUCUUCGUAAAGUGAUUUUAAAACUUCGCUCCAAUGCAAUAGCCUGGAACCCUAUGGAGGCAUUCAUCUUUACAGUCGCUAAUGAAGAUUAUAAUUUAUAUACAUUUGAUAUGAGGAACCUAAAAGAGCCCCUAAAUCUUCACAUGGACCAUGUCUCUGCAGUGCUUGAUGUAGAUUAUUCCCCAACUGGUAAAGAGUUUGUCAGUGGAAGCUAUGAUAAAUCCAUAAGAAUUUUCCCAAUUGAGAAAGGAAGGAGCAGGGAAGUGUACCAUGCCAAGAGAAUGCAACGGGUAUCUUGCGUGAAAUGGUCAAGGGAUAACAAAUACAUUCUAUCUGGAUCUGACGAAACUAAUAUAAGAAUCUGGAAAGCUAAUGCUUCUGAAAAACUAGGCGUUUUGAAACCAAGAGAAAGGGCAGCUUUCAAUGAAGUCACUAAGUUGAAAGAAAAAUUCGUUCAUCAUCCCAAAGUACGACGUAUCAUCAAACAUCGCCAUGUACCUGGUAUGAUUUACUCAGCGAAGAAGGAGCAUGCUAUCAUAAAGGAAUCACGCAAGAGGAAGGAGCACAAUAGACGAGUCCAUAGCAAGCCUGGGGCUGUACCAUUUGUGGCAGAGAAGAAGAAACAUGUUGUGGCUGAGCUAGAAUAAGGUCAAAGGUCAGCAUGUAGUUAAGUGGGGCUUCAUGAAUGGGCCUGCAUGCG